Molecule: messenger RNA, 639 nt
Organism: Lodderomyces jiufengensis
Lineage: Eukaryota; Fungi; Ascomycota; Pichiomycetes; Serinales; Debaryomycetaceae
Exons: 3
Coding region: 1-639 (212 amino acids)
Molecular function (GO): phosphatase activity
Source: RefSeq, a predicted model, not a curated record
AUGUCUAUUUGGUACCUACUAGCAAGGUAUGGUAAAGGUCCAUUUACAUGGGAUAAAAAAAUUAAAGUUGCAGGGUUACCUGGACUAUAUGCUACAAAUGUCAUUAUAAAGGAAUUUGAUUUACCAGUCACACCAGAAGAAUAUCUUAAAGAAGCAACAGAGAUUCAAUCAACAAAGUGGCCCAAAACUGCUUUUUUACCUGGAGCAUUAGAAUUAUUAGAAUACUUAGACUCGAAAAAUAUACCAAUGGCAUUAGGAACUAGCUCAAAUUUAUUAAAUUACGAAAAAAAAACCGGACAUUUAAAAGAAGGAUUUAAAUAUUUUGGGGAUCAUAUAGUCACUGGUGAUGAUAAAAGAAUAGCAGAAGGAAGAGGAAAACCGCAUCCAGAUAUAUGGCAUGCUUGUCUAGACAGUAUAAAUUCUGAGAGAAAAUCUAACGAAUUAGGUGAAAUUAAGAUUGAAGAAUGUCUUAUAUUUGAGGAUAGUCAUAUUGGAGUUAAGUCUGGUGUUGCAUCAAAUGCUCAUGUUAUUUGGAUACCACAUCCUGAAGCUUUUGACUUGUUUGAUGAAGCAAAAGAUGGUGAAUACGAACUCAUUACAAAUCUAGACAUGCUAGAUAAAGUCAAGUAUUAUUUAUGA